Paramecium octaurelia is the source of this 1226-nucleotide messenger RNA. NCBI's taxonomy places the organism in Eukaryota, Ciliophora, Oligohymenophorea, Peniculida, Parameciidae. The record is from the annotation of a GenBank genome assembly.
AUGAAAAGCAUUUAAGUAUGCACAACAUAAUAAACUAAGUCAAGAAUGCAAAUUUAAUCGAAUUUAGAACUGCCAUUACUAAAAGAGUUUAAAGAAGUAGAUUUUGUAAUUGAAACAAAGUAAUAUUAAAAAAUAGUUAACUAUUCAAGAAUUUUUUAAAGUGAUUAGUUAUUUGAAGUAAAUUUAAGUUAAAGUAAUUUUUAUUUUCUUUUGAAAAAUUAGACUUAAAGAAUGACACAAAGUUUACAACCGAGAAUGCUUUAAGGAAAUAUUAAUAUUUUAUACUCAAUGUGGUACAAAUUCUCGUGGUAGAGUGGUUAAAUCAUUAAUUUGCCCUCUUAUUACAUUUUACAUGAUUUCAAAAAUGUAAUCAAUUUAUCCCACAUUUGCCUCACAAACUAUAAGUAAAUCUUAAAUAAUUAUUUUUAGUGAACGUAUCAAAUAUUUAUCGAUAUACAAUGAAUACAAAGGCAGCCAAAACAAUAACUAGAGUUAAAACUAAAGUUUCAUAGCUAAAAAGAAGAAGCUUUAUGCUUUAAAUAGUAUUUAUCAUAUUGAUAUUGGAACUUCACUACAAAUUUACCCAACCUCAUAAUUCAAGUAAGUUUCUAUAGAAAUAAGAAGGUUGCUAACAAACUUGUUUCUGCAACAAUGACGUGUUACAUUCCCUCAAACUAUAGCAUAUCUUUUUCCCCAAAAACAUCCAAUCUUAUGGGCUAACGACUACAUUAGAAGGUAGCAUCUUCUAAUAACUUGUCAAAUUCUGUCUAAAAACUAAAAGAACGAAAAUUAAAUUACACUUUGGACGACGUUUAGGUAGCUCGCAUGAUUCCAAGGAUCAGAAUCCAUUCAAUUAAUAAAAUUUAAGAUAAGCAUUGUGGGGUAAUUUUUCACUUGUAUAACAUAAAUGUUUUGAUAUUGUUCAAGAAGAUAUCAUAAAGCUAAUUGUUUAUCCACAAAUUAUAUACCACAAUUUUUAAUUUCAAAAGCUAGGCUGAUUUUCCAAUUUCAUUAGUGUUCGAUUGUUAAAAUAGGAUUAAUAAAGUGCAUCUAGAAAUACAAAUACAGCAUAAAGAUAAAGAUAUUUUCACUUUAAACAAGAGAAUAUACACAUUUCUUAAUUAAUAUUUUGGAUGGAAGCAAAUUCUUAACCCACGGUUAGGUUUUAAUUGAAAGUAUAGAGGAACCCUGUUUAUAGGUUCAAAUCACAUUAUCCAUAUACUAGU